Neurospora hispaniola is the source of this 1849-nucleotide messenger RNA. RefSeq names its product GTP cyclohydrolase II-domain-containing protein. Bases 365 to 1594 code for a protein of 409 amino acids. The transcript is spliced from 2 exons. The record is from RefSeq and is a predicted model, not a curated record. Gene Ontology annotation, molecular function: GTP cyclohydrolase II activity. Gene Ontology annotation, biological process: riboflavin biosynthetic process. NCBI's taxonomy places the organism in Eukaryota, Fungi, Ascomycota, Sordariomycetes, Sordariales, Sordariaceae.
UGAUUCCCCAAUUGCUGAAUGUGUGAGACAGACUCGGACCCUUGGCUUAAUUCGCCGUUCCCUGGGUACGAAUCAUAUGUACAGUAAUCCGCAAUCUGACCCAGCGCAUCCGAACUUUGUGUUAGUUCUGUUGGACAAGACCGACUCGGGAACUUUCUCUCCUUCUCUCUCUCUCUCUCUCCGAGUCUCUUUACGACACCGCCGACUUGUCGAAUUGCUUCUCGCUCUUGUUCUCCAGAGUUGAAUUGAUGUUCCAGACCUAAACACGACCAAACAAUUUCCAUCCCACCAAAGCCGAACCCCCUCUAGAGCGCGCCCCCGUUUGCCCCUCCGGCUCAACACUUCCGAACACUUCAGACCAAACAUGUGCCCGGCACCAACAUCAGAUGCGCAAUCGUCGCAAGCCGACAAUGCGACAACAAGCCAACUACCCUCCUUCUACUCUCCCAAGAGAUCAGAGAACACCAGCGAGCAGUCUCGAGACAAUGGCGACGUCGAAUCCGUAGACCUCUCUACCUCGGCUCAACCGACCACAGCCCCCGCCAUCACCCUCGACACCAGCGACAACCUCUCGACACACUCGUCGGUGCCCUCGACCCCCCUCUCCCAACCACCACCGCCUUCCCUCCUCUCGCCCUCCUUCACGCCUCCCCAGACCCCCGGCACAGCAACCCCCUCCACCUCCAUAACCUCCCUCUCCCUGUCCGAGCCGCGCGGCAUCCCCGUCGACAGCUCCAUUCCUACAGGAGGAUGUGGUACCAAGAAGCCCAAGCUCCUCGAAUCUCUGCCGCACGUAGAGUGCAUAGUGCGGGCGCGCAUUCCGACCACCAACGGGGCCGAGAUGUUCCUGCACUUGUACACCAACGACGUGGACAACAAGGAGCACCUGGCGAUUGUGUUUGGGAACAACAUUCGGAGUGAAAGUUUGGACCGAGUGCGGGAGGGCGAGACGGAGAUGGACAGGUUGGUCAGGGGUGCUUAUACGGGUCGGUUGUAUCCCGGUAGGACGACGAGUCGGGAACCGGGUGUUGGAGAGACGAAGAAAAAAGAUCAGGAAGAGAAGGCGGAGGAGAAGAAGCAGGUGCCAUUGGUCAGGAUACACUCGGAAUGCUACACGGGCGAGACCGUCUGGUCUGCGCGCUGUGACUGUGGUGAGCAGUUGGAUGAGGCGGCGCGCUUGAUGUCGUUGCCAUCUAACACCGCUGGUGGAAUCAUUAUCUAUCUACGCCAAGAAGGCCGAGGUAUUGGGUUGGGCGAAAAGUUGAAGGCCUAUAACUUGCAAGAUCUGGGGUCGGAUACCGUCGAGGCCAAUUUGCUGUUGCGCCACCCUGCGGAUGCGAGAAGCUAUGGUUUGGCGACUGCCAUGUUGCGGGACCUGGGGCAAAAGGAGAUCAGACUGUUGACGAACAACCCCGACAAGAUCAGGGCGGUGGAGGGCCCGAAUCGGGAGAUUGUGGUGACGGAACGGGUGGCCAUGGUGCCGUUGAGUUGGAAGGGCAAGGGAGGGUUCAGGGCGCCCGAGGUGGAGGGGUAUUUGAAGACCAAGAUUGAAAAGAUGGGACACAUGUUGGAUAUGGGAGCGCUCCCUCAGUGAUACAUUUGACACAAACACGAACGAACACAUUAGACAGUUCUUGCUACAUGGCGACAUCUAUUCUGCAUAUAAUCUCGUGUAUACCGAGCAUGUCUCUCUGGCGGCACAAAAAUCGAGGCGUUUCGGGGGGUUCUUUCAUUCUGUUGAUUAGAUAUCUGUUUAGAACAAUCUUUUACAGACGGUUAUGGUCACACCGUGGAUUGCCAUCUUGCAAGUUCUGGACUGAUCCUACCAGUAUCCAAUGCUCAAGCUCCC